AUGAAUUCCAACAAUCCCUUCUCGCCUCCGCCCGCGCCUCCUCAUAUUACACUGAACUCACCAAGUCAACGUCACCUUGCUCCACCGUCGCCAAAUGUUUACCAACAAAAUAGCGGCUCGCAAGAACAGCUAAUCCCGCCCCUCAGAAGGGGUGACGGCUCUCCCGCGCGGUCUCCAUUCGACGAUGCCAACACCACCUCCUCGCGACGAUCGAGUUGGCAGUCGGAAAGAACAGGCGAUAGCAGAGCAUUUCACAACCCUUUCGGAGAGGGAGAUGAUGACUCUUCGAGGCCAGCGUCCCGCAGUGGUAGCGAAGACGAUCUCAACACGCAGACGGUUUCGGAAAAGUACAACAUCACACCUUCAGCAGGCUUGUUAUUGUUUCCCGAAGACGUUGAAAAAGAUGAUUAUUUGCACAACCCCGAUCCUGGCGGCGAACCCAGAGACUGCGACAUCUUCACCCGUCGAGGUCUGGUCAAUGUCGGAGGUUUAGCGUUCAUCGUCUUAGGACUAUUAUGUUUGUUCAUCGGCUAUCCUGUCCUCACGUUUGUUCAAAGCUAUAUCUCCAAGACAAACCCCUGCGCGGGCAACAGUCUUUGCCUGGACUCGACUCAACCCCUGCUCAAAAACCUGCGAACAUCUCUGAUCGACCCAAACACUCCCCCAGAGGCACUGCAGAAGAAGGAUUUCCAUGGAAACACCUGGAAGCUUGCCUUCUCUGACGAAUUCUCUACCCCUGGUCGGCCUUUCUAUGAUGGUGACGACCCUUAUUGGCACGCGGUGGAUCUGUGGUACGGUGUGACAGAAAAUCUUGAAUGGUACGAUCCGGAUGCCAUUACCACGGACGAUGGCUCCCUGAAGAUUAGAUUCGACGCUUUCCAAAGCCACGGUCUCAACUACCGAUCUGGCAUGUUGCAGAGCUGGAACCAGAUGUGCUUCAAAGGUGGCCGGUUAGAGGCAAAACUUCAGCUUCCAGCCAGCGGCGACACGGUGGGACUCUGGCCUGGUUUCUGGACAUUGGGCAAUCUUGGCAGGGCAGGUUAUGCAGCAACAACUGAGGGUAUGUGGCCGUAUUCAUACGAGGAUAAAUGCGAUGCUGGCAUCACCCCCAAUCAAAGCCAGUCAGACGGCAUUAGCUGGCUCCCAGGUAUGCGGCUGCCAGCCUGUACCUGCAAAGGCGAAGAUCAUCCCACGCCUGGAAAGUCGAGGUCAGCCCCGGAAUUGGAUGCUCUGGAGGCCACCAUUGCUCCGUAUGAUGACUCUGGCAACAACAUCGGCCACGUUUCUCAGACGUUUCAGGUAGCGCCCUUCGAUAUCUGGUACCAGGCCGAUGGCGAUUGGAUGGAAGUCUACGACUACUCUAUCACCCGGAUCAACGAGUAUAAAGGAGGCCCUUUCCAGCAAUCCAUCUCAGGGCUCACAAACCUGAACAACGACUGGUACGAGAACCGUGGUGGAUGGCAGGUCUAUGCGUUUGAGUACAGCCUGGGCGAUGAUGGCGACGUCAUAUGGUACGUUGGCGAUGACACUCCAGUGUGGCGAACUCACGCCAAUGCCUUUGGACCCAACGGAAACAUUGGCCGCAGAAAGAUCCCGGAGGAGCCGAUGUAUGUCAUCCUCAAUGUGGGAAUGUCACCAACUUUCUCGGCCCUCAAUCUGACCCACCUCACUGAGCAAUUUCCAGCUACGAUGAGCGUCGAUUAUGUUCGCAUCUAUCAGGACUCUGAUGGAGAGCUGACCUGCGAUCCGGAAGGCUAUGAGACGACUGGGUACAUCGCAAACCAUCUGGACGUUUACACCAAUCCCAACAUCACAAGAUGGUAA
Cyphellophora europaea CBS 101466 is the source of this 1824-nucleotide messenger RNA. RefSeq lists its product as uncharacterized. Gene Ontology annotation, molecular function: glucosidase activity. NCBI's taxonomy places the organism in Eukaryota, Fungi, Ascomycota, Eurotiomycetes, Chaetothyriales, Cyphellophoraceae. The record is from RefSeq and is a predicted model, not a curated record. The transcript is spliced from 2 exons. Gene Ontology annotation, biological process: (1->6)-beta-D-glucan biosynthetic process; fungal-type cell wall organization. Gene Ontology annotation, cellular component: endoplasmic reticulum membrane; plasma membrane. Bases 1 to 1824 code for a protein of 607 amino acids.